Messenger RNA from Sphaerodactylus townsendi, 1760 nucleotides. It is a transcript of the gene RAB34, whose product is annotated as RAB34, member RAS oncogene family. The transcript is spliced from 11 exons. Gene Ontology annotation, molecular function: GTP binding; GTPase activity. NCBI's taxonomy places the organism in Eukaryota, Metazoa, Chordata, Lepidosauria, Squamata, Sphaerodactylidae. The record is from RefSeq and is a predicted model, not a curated record. The coding region runs from base 340 to 1125 and encodes 261 amino acids. Gene Ontology annotation, biological process: phagosome-lysosome fusion; endocytosis.
UCGACGGGGCCCCCGCGCCGCGACCCGGGACGCUUCGCGACCCCGCGGCUCAAGAAGGCGAGAGCGCCUCUGGGCAUAUGCAGAGCGCCUGCAAGGGCCCCCACCCCAUUGUAAAGUUAGGCGGAAGGAACCCCCCCCCCCCCCGCGGCAGGCACGGUUCCUUGCGACGGAUGGGUCGUCUCCCCUGCCUGAUCUAGGCGGACCUCCCGCGCUCCCCUCCUCCUCUGCCACCCGGACGGAGAGUCCGCUGGAAUUUCCGGGGAUCGGAUUACCCGCUGUGGCUUCCUCCAAACUUCCCGUAUGAACGCUUGAAUCCUCCGCAGUCACCCUUCUGUCUUCAUGAUGAGCUUGCUUGCCCCCGUCAGGAGGGACCGGGUCAUUGCUGAGCUGCCCCCAUGUUUUACCAAAGAGGCAGCCCUGCACUCCAGAACCUCCUUCCACCCCAAAGUGGUUGGGAUGUGCCAGGCCCAGCGCACCGGCACUGUGGGCAGGUUUAAAAUAUCUAAGAUCAUCGUGGUGGGUGACCUCUCGGUGGGCAAGACCUGCUUGAUCAACAGAUUUUGCAAAGACACCUUCGACAAAAACUACAAGGCCACCAUUGGAGUGGACUUUGAGAUGGAACGCUUUGAGGUGUUGGGGGUCCCCUUCAGUCUGCAGCUGUGGGAUACUGCUGGCCAGGAGCGUUUCAAGUGCAUUGCGUCCACCUACUACCGAGGAGCACAAGCCAUCAUUAUUGUAUUUGACGUGAACGAUGUGACUUCGCUUGACCACACCAGGCAGUGGCUGGCAGAUGCCCUGAAAGAGAACGACCCUUCCAACGUCAUCCUCUUCUUAGUGGGCACCAAGAAGGAUCUCAGUUCACCUGCACAGUACAGCCUCAUCGAGAAGGAUGCCCUCAAGGUAGCUAAAGAGAUGAAAGCAGAAUACUGGGCUGUUUCAUCACUCACAGGUGAGAACGUAAGGGAAUUCUUCUUCCGGGUGGCAGCGCAGACCUUUGAGGGCAGUGUGCUGGCAGAGCUGGAGAAGAGCAACGCUCGCCGGAUCGGUGACAUAGUGCGGAUCGUCAAUGACGAACGGGACUUGUACCUGACGGAGAAGAGACGGCGUGCCAAAUGCUGUCAGUGAUGGAACCUGCCCGGACCCCCGUUGUCCGCCUUGUCUUCGCACUGAACUCGUUUUGAUACCAAAGGACAGUAACCCCACCCAUUCUUCUCUCCCAAGCCGUGUGGCCCCAUUUCUGUGGUUGAUGACCGGCAGGCAGGCGAGGGGGGCCCUCCUGUGGGAGAAGCCCCUCCUGGCCUCCGUGGUCCUGCUGCCACUCCCUUCCUGGGUCCAGUCCAAUCUGGGAAUGGGCCCUGCCCUGGCCACCAUCUUCUGCCUCUUGGUAGAUCACAGCAGGUUUUUAGCCUAGGGUUUUAGCCAGAAUCAGCUUACCCACUCUCUUGGCCAUGCUCUGUACUCCUCCUACCGUGUUUCCCAGAAAAUAAGACCGGGUCUUAUGUUAAUUUUUGCUCCAAAAGAGGCAUUAGGGCUUAUUUUCAGGGGAUGUAUUUUCAGAGAAAUAUGGUACCUUCCCAAUUCAUCAAGGCAGGCUCUUGGCAAGCUGUUGCUUCCCCAUCCCGUGUGACACAAGCCGCAUCCUCAUUGGCAAGGAGCAUAGGACGUUGUCUGCGAUUCAUGAUCUGUAACUACUGGUAGGGCUUAUUUUUGGAGCAGGGCUUCUAUUUCACGCAUCCUCCAACCAUCCCAAAAAAUCAUGC